Molecule: messenger RNA, 2817 nt
Organism: Uranotaenia lowii
Lineage: Eukaryota; Metazoa; Arthropoda; Insecta; Diptera; Culicidae
Exons: 1
Coding region: 1-2817 (938 amino acids)
Source: RefSeq, a predicted model, not a curated record
AUGGCUAGCAAGGCGGAGAAAAAGUUAGCAGCGGACCUUCUGACGAGACGACGAGCGUGUGCUGAACGAGAUGUGGUGGAGAAGUUCGUAGCGGAUUUCACCUAUGAACGGGAUUGUUGCCAGGUUGCGGUACGUUUGGAGGCGCUCAACAAGUGCAACGAACUCUUCUUGAACGUGCAGAACGACAUCGAGAUGGGUGACAGCGAAGAACGGUUUGAAACACACCUGGAAUUCCGUGCUGAUUUUGAGGAUCGAUUCUGCAGGGCGAAGGGUUUUUUGCUGUCCAAACUGGAGAGUAGGGAGCAUCCGUUGAGUUCGACGAUCAUCCACGCAUCGGCUUCUCAUAGCAUGUCUUCCAGCUUUCAUCAUCGUCUGCCAAAAAUCGAUUUGCCGAAGUUUAGUGGAGAUGAAUCGCGCUGGAUCUCAUUCCGUGAUAACUUUCUCUCGAUGAUCCACUGCAACGAGGACAUACCGAUCGUCAACAAGCUGCAGUAUCUGUUGCAGUCGUUGGAAGGAGAGGCAAGAAAACCGUUCGAGUCUGUGGAUAUCCAAGCCGAUAAUUAUUCGUCGACGUGGGACGCGCUUAAGAAGCGUUACGAUAACAAGCGAUUCCUCAGAAAGGAGCUGUUUCGAGGCCUGUACAACCUUCCACCGAUCCAGUAUGAGUCAGCCCAAGACCUCAACACACUGGUUGAUGAUUUCCAGCGACACGUUAAGGCUCUGGGGAAGUUAGGCGAACCGAUCGAGCAUUGGGACACUCCGCUCAUCUUCAUCCUGUCAAACAAGUUGGAUUCGGCGACGAUUCGUGCAUGGGAGCAAGAUACUCGACAGAAGGACGAGGUGAAAUACGACGAGCUCAUCGAGUUUCUCAUCCACCAGGUCCGGAUGUUGAAAUCCGUGGACAGCGAUCUCCAGCAUCGUUCCUCAGUGCCCACCGCUUUCAAGGUGGCCGGACAAAUCACGAAGAAACCAGUUCCCAUCCGAUCUGUCGUGAACACAGCUACGUCCGAAACUCAAUCCAGUACUUCGCCAUGCCACUGUUGUUUGAGAACACAUCCGCUUCACCAAUGUCCAGCAUUUUCGAACCUAUCAAGCUCCCAACGGCGAGAGUUUGUGACACAGCACAGUCUUUGCUGGAAUUGCUUUCGCGCAAACCACCGGGCAACAUCCUGCAAAUCUAAGUUUCUGUGCAGGAUUUGUCAAGCAAAACACCACACCAUGUUGCACGACCACCAAAUAUCACAUCUAGAGCAACUCUCUACUGAGGAACCACAUCCCGUACAAGCGAAUCCAGGCCCCAGUAGAUUGCUUAGCCCCCCAACAGUAAAUCUUUCCGUGCAUUCUGAUUCAACCGUUCUCUUGGAGACAGUCUCGCUGUUAGUAGUCGACCGAUACGGCAGAAAGAUCCAAGCACGAGCUCUACUUGAUUCUGCAGCGAUGUCAAAUUUCAUCACCAAGAAGCUGGCGAACGAGCUCGCCACCCGUCAAAGUCCCGUGGACAUCGCAGUUGCCGGAAUUGGAGAGUCAGUCAAGCGUAUCAAGCACAAGUUAGCUGCCAAGAUCAUAUCCAGGAACAGCGACUUCUCCACCACACUCGAUUUCCUCGUCAUGAAGAAGCCAACCUCCCAUCUUCCCACAUCCCCGAUCGAUACAACUGCCUGGAAAAUGCCAAAGGUUCCAUUGGCGGAUCCUCAGUUCCACGUUCCAGCAACAAUCGACAUAAUCAUCGGUGGAGAAUGUUACCACGAGUUCUACACAGGCGUACGCCACUCUCUUGGUGAUAAUUCUCCGUUUUUGGUGGACACCCUCUUUGGCUGGACAGUUUCUGGCAAAGUGGAUUCCAGCUCCACCACCGCACCGCGAGCGUGCUUCCUCUCCACCGUUGAUCAAACCCGAGAAACGAUCCCUGGGGAGUUCCGGCCAAUGGAAACCGCCGAUGGGAGCCUGAGAACGGAAGCUGAACCCUCCACCACUCAAAUCCACGAAAAAGGAUCCGUCGCCCGCCAUUCCCGGCCCAAUAAUCCUAAAACCACCCUUGGAGAUUCGAACACGAAGGCCACACAACGUAACUCCACCAGAAAUGCACACCACAAAAUCCCUGGAAGUCACGCUCAGCCCGGAAAAAGGCACCGCAUCGAUUCUGUUGACGACAAACCACACUGCUAUCUGCCACAUCACCCGGUGCUCAAGGAAGCCAGCAAAACCACCAAUGAACGCGUGGUAUUCGACGCAUCCUGUGAGCCCAAUUCAAGAUACGCGCUCAACGAUACGCUGCUCGUCGGUUCCGUCGCUCAACACAGUCAGCUGUCCAACACGCCUUCAAGCGCCGCUAAGGUCAACGACAAAGGAGAAGACGCUGCCUGUGAAUCCUGCUGCUACUUUGUCCCUUUAGCCAAGCAGCCGUCAGUUACCUGUCUGGGGUUAUGCGCACCUGUCCUGCCAACGGAAUUCCGCAUACCAAAGCCGCCACGACAUCGUUGGAGAACUAUUGCUGCUAAUCGGUUAACUGCUAUCCAGAAGGAUACUGAUGGGCUCAGUAGGAGACGCGUUCCGGAAGUGCACAUCACAGCUAGUGAACUGUCCAGGUAUCUACAUUCCUCCAACUUCCCCGAAAACCCUGCAUGGCAAUCGUCGUUAUUGGAAAACUGGCCCUGUUCCGCCACCUCACGGCCACUCGAUCGCUCUACAAGACUUCAUCAAGGUCGAGAUGGAGUCAUUCAGUCAGCCAAGCGAGAUUGUCAUCUUAUUCACCGCCAGCAGUCAACAGGUCAACGUGACAACCCCCGACAACUAGUACAAAGCUACAAAGACCGGUAG